AACAUAUUUUGCUAUAGUGAACGUUUAAUUUGUUAAGAGAAUAAAUUAACAAUGAAAUUUAAAAAGUAAUUAUACAUAAACCGCCGUAUACCUCCUAAGCAAAUAACUAAUAAUAAAAAUUUAAGCAAUAAAAUCAAAAAGUGUAAGUUUAAAAUGGAUGAACUGACAAGAGCGUACAGUCAAUUAAAUAUAAAUACUAACGUUAUAGAAGAAGAUACAUCAGGUAGAACAUGUCAAAACUACAAUAACGGGAACCUGGAGAUAUCUAAACUAGGUACUAUACCAGAGUAUUCAAUAGCACCAACGAGCUAUGCAAAUACACCGUCAAGCUGUACUGAUCAAGAUUGUAAUAUACAAUGUUCACAACAAACUUAUAAAGAUAUCACAGGAGUUGUUUCUUCCGCUGUGCAAAACAAAAUCCCAAUUGAAACCCUAGGACUAAUGGAUAACAAUUUUCCUGAGCUUGACAAAGUAGUUGCUGUAAGGAAAACACAAAUACAAUCCGGAUUAUUAGAGAAAUCUGUUGAUGGGAUAGAUAUUUCGGAAGAAAAGCCAACAUGCUCAAUUUAUACAAAACAAUCAAAAUAUAAUUAUCUACAAGAAAUGCCUCACUCUGACGGAACACGAAAUGUCUUUACAGCGCCAGAAACUUCCCCGCUCCAUAUAAGUAGCACAGGUGAUGGUGACGGACCUGGACCUGGACCUAUUACAAUUCGCAACCGAUCGGGCACCAAUUCAUUACGCCGAAACAGUACUUCAAAAGCGUGUGCAAAUUAUAGUGAAAUCUUUUAUGGGUUUGUUACACUAUUUAAGAUGGACCGACGUUUUAAGAAAUGGAAAACUAUUUGUAAGGGUAUUCUUAAAAUAGUUGAAGAUCCAUGCAAUAAAAUGAGAAAAUUAAUAAUGCGUAAUCCUAAUACGAUGGUAAUCGUUGUAAAUCAUAGAAUAGAUCAGGGCGUCAUAUUCAAAAACAUCGACACAAAUGAUAAACGUAUAAUUUGGAGUGCAUUAAAUUAUGUGAAUAAUACAUUUGGAUUGCGGGAUAUGUUGGGAAUUGAAUUUCAUUCUUCGUACGCAUAUAAGAGAUUUAAACAAUGUAUACGGACCAUUUUCAAAGAGAUUGAUGAAGAGGAUUCUGAUUGAAUAAAAUUAUAAACCAAAUUUUAUUUACAAUAUUUAUUUUGGAUGUAACCGUUUUAGUAAA
Molecule: messenger RNA, 1204 nt
Organism: Teleopsis dalmanni
Lineage: Eukaryota; Metazoa; Arthropoda; Insecta; Diptera; Diopsidae
Exons: 3
Coding region: 154-1143 (329 amino acids)
Biological process (GO): intracellular transport
Source: RefSeq, a predicted model, not a curated record